Molecule: messenger RNA, 933 nt
Organism: Protopolystoma xenopodis
Lineage: Eukaryota; Metazoa; Platyhelminthes; Monogenea; Polystomatidea; Polystomatidae
Source: the annotation of a GenBank genome assembly
UUGCCUUCAUUUUAUUUAGAAUCUUGUGUGACCCCCGUGUCCACCCAAUUCCAGCACAGGGUCCGCGGUCGACUACCUGACCCUACUGAGACGAACUCACGUGUUCAAAAAGCCUUCAUCUCAAGCCGAAGCAAUGUAGCACCUGAAGUUGAUUCAUCUCUUUCUUCCGAUUUUGACGAUAGUUUAUCUACAUCGUCCAGCCUUGUUAAUAGUGCUUCGCCCAACAAGCGAAAGCGGCGCAAAAAGAAAAAGAAGAAGCUUGGCUCUGCUACAAACUCAAUUUCCCUAUCUGAGUCUCUCGCCACCUCCACCAGUCCCGGCAUGCCAAACACGACCGUUCGGGUGGAAGCGGAUGGGGCAGUGCAGCCUGGUCGACCAAGUCACCGUGUUCAGUCGACGCGAGCCUACCAUUCUCAGAGGCGCCAGCCAACAGAACAAAAAAGGGCCAAGAAAGAUGGAAACUGUGUUGUGGCUUCAUUAUAUGAUAAUGAUGAUGACGAUUAUGGAGACAUUCACUAUGAUUGCACUGCUGGUGAAGCGACUAUCACCUCUGAUGCAGCCUGCAGGCCUGAUGGAAGAACGGAUAUUCUGCCGAAAUCGGUUGAGGGUGAAGGGGAUGGUGAAAGUGAAGGAAAGGGGGAAGGAGAGAUCGAAGGUGGCUUACUACAGCGUAACCUACGCCAACGAGCUGAAGUAGCGCACAAACUAGCCCAUCCUUUGCGUUUGCAUGCCGACAUUUGGCACAAUGAGACCGGAGAGUCGAAUGAUGGCCCGGUUUGCUGCUGCUGGGCCAAAUAUCGCAUUGGGCCACUGCACAAUCAGUACGAAGGAGAGACGGUGGGUCACACACUUAAUAAGCCAAUUGUUUCUUUACAUCGAAGAAAGUCAAUCUUAGACGUUUUAUCUAUUUUUAAGGCUGUUUCUUCUACCUGA